Molecule: messenger RNA, 3050 nt
Organism: Armigeres subalbatus
Lineage: Eukaryota; Metazoa; Arthropoda; Insecta; Diptera; Culicidae
Gene: fz4
Product: frizzled-4
Exons: 4
Coding region: 956-2758 (600 amino acids)
Biological process (GO): non-canonical Wnt signaling pathway; canonical Wnt signaling pathway
Cellular component (GO): plasma membrane
Molecular function (GO): Wnt receptor activity; Wnt-protein binding
Source: RefSeq, a predicted model, not a curated record
CGUCGCAGGUAGAUGUAGUUUCUACGCGAGUCGGAACGGUCACGCGGUUGGAUUUAUCAGUCGCCAGUGCAGCGGAAUUUCAUGUUAUGCGAUACAGCAAACAUUCGGAUUUUGGCGAGUUUUUAUCUGAAUUAUGAUAAUUCCUACACGGUUGCGUCGCUUAUUCCGUUCGUUCGAUUUUGUGCACGAAAUUGUGGUUUUUUAAUUAAUUUAUUCUCUAUAAGGUGGACCUGCUGCCGUUCGGUGGUUGGCAGAGUUUUUAUCAGCAAUAAAGUGACUUCGGGAGGGCAGGGCCCCUCAUUGACGGCGGUGUGUCGCAUGACGGCAAUUACGAUAGUGAGGUGACAAUUAUCGCGUAAACAGCUGGCUUAUUGCAAACUCGAAUGUGACCGCGGACGUGAAUUACAACAAAUGAUCGCAUAACAAGGGAAGAAUAUCGGCCGAAAAGAAACGAGAAGAUUAUUAAAGAAGAAAGGAAGGUUGUUUCAUAGUGGUGUAGAGAGGAAAAGUUUCACGUUUCGACGAGGGACGAGAGCGUGCACUGUUAUAUCGGUGGUUGGAUGGUAUUAUUUUUAUGAGACGAACAUUGAUGCUGUGUUGUUCUCUCGUAUGCUGGAACCGUCCGGAUCUUAUUGGAGAAGACGAGAGACUCUUCCGUAUGAAACACUCAAAACUGGAAUGUGCUGUGAAGUUGUAGCGGCACCGAUCUCCAGGGGAUUUCUCGCGUUUAUUGCUGUCUUCGAUACGAAUUGAAGGUGAAGGAGAUUCAGCGAAAAAGAUCAACAAAAUAGUGAAAACAUUACGAGCAUAAUCCUAACUGUGACAGCCACUCGUUGCGAGCAAACGAGUGUGAAUAUAAAAGCUUUUAAAUAAGAUUAAAAUUCAAUCGAUUGGUGCAUUAAUUGUAAAGUACUCUCAACGGAUUUGAUUGAGUGGAUGGCGGAGAUUCCCCCGCAUGUUCAAUAAUCUUUCGAUCGGAGUGUUAUUCAUGGAUCGCUUUCAGCGCUGGAACUCAAACCACAAUAUGGCCAAGGAAAUCGUGUUACUGAUAUUGUUGUUUGGCUGCAACCAAGCAUUGUCUACGUCAGACUUUGCCAUCCAACGUACGUGUGAGCCCAUCAAAAUAGAACUGUGUCGAGGAAUCGGAUAUAAUGAAACAUCGUUACCCAACCUUGUGGGUCAUGAACUGCAAACUGAUGCAGAUUUUACACUACAGACCUUCUCCCCCUUGAUCCAGUACGGUUGCAGUAAGCAGUUGAAAUUCUUUCUGUGCGCAGCCUACGUCCCCAUGUGCACUCCAAAAGUUCCAAUGCCUAUUGGACCGUGCCGGGGUUUGUGCCUCACCGUGAAAACUCUGUGCCAUCCUAUCCUGCAAGGAUUUGGAUUCCCAUGGCCGUCGGCUCUUGACUGCAAUCGGUUUCCGGAGGAGAACAAUCAUGAGCACAUGUGCAUGCAAGGUCCCGGCGAGCCAACUGAUGGUGUUAUUAUGAUCUCCAAGAAUGAUCGUCCCUCGUGCCAAGGACUGAUCAAAUCGCACCUGUAUGUGCGAUUGAACCGAUCGGGGCGAUGUGCACCGCUUUGCGAGGCCGAUAUCAUGUUUGAACAGAACGAGAAACACUUCGCGGAAGUGUGGCUUACAUCUUGGAGUGUGGCCGCCCUCUUUACGGCAAUCAUAGCAACCCUCUGUUUGAUCCUGUCGACCAAACGCUGGGACAAAAUUCUGAUGCCGCUGGUCAUUAGUCAUUGCCUGGUCACAGUCGGUUGGGCGGUUCGCUGGCUGGCCGGUCGCAACGCAACCGCUUGUGGCUAUGAUACACAACUUCCGGGCGUCUCGCUUCUGCUAACGGAUGGCCUUAUGACGGCGCCAUGUGCGGCCACGUUCCUGCUGCGAUACUACUUCGGCAUGUCGGCAGCUGUUUGGUGGGCGAUUUUGUGCUUACGGUGGAGCAAAUCGGUUCGUCGUUUGCUAAACAACGACCUGAGUGGCGAUCCGCACGCAGAGAAACCCGAAUCGUCGUACAAUACGCUGUUCCAGCUGGCUGCUUGGGGUCUUCCUGCGCUGCAAACUGUGAUCGUGCUAGUCGUUCGGCUCGUCGAUGCUGAUGAACUUUUUGGAUCAUGUUUCAUCGGAAACCAAUCAGAUCGUGCCCUGCUCGGAUUCGUCGUAGUCCCGCUGCUCACCUACUGGGUCAUUGGUUCGGGAUACCUCUUCACGGCGUACCUUCGAAAACGCUCAUCCUCGGCGCUGCUGGUCAACAACCUCCCGGUGCACAUCAACGGAAUGGGAAAGUUCCUGUUUAUCUAUUCCGUUCCCAGUUUUCUCCUGUUGGUAAUCAUGUUCUACGAGUUCGCCUAUCGGGAGAACUGGCUGAGUAUUCCCCAUCCCUCGCUGGAACCGGUAUCCUCAUCGAAGGCGCCCAUCUGGCCGUUCAUCCUGCGAGCGGUGAUAGAGCUGCUGGUUGGAGUGCUCGCCUCCGCGUGGGCCGUCGGUCCCCGGAUAGCCGGUCUGUGUCGGAGCAAGAUCAACAACCAGGUCUACAAACAGCCACAGCCCAAGUUCAACGCCUCCCCGUAUUCGGCGGCCUCCUACCAGACGGUGGUGUGUCCGCAGAACUCACUGGUGUCCGUGUCGAUAGGAAAACUGCCGCCACGGCACGCGAGGAAGUAUCCGUCGCAUUCGCACAUCAACCGAAAGCCUCGCAACUACAAGGCGUCGUCGCAAACGAUGAGCCUCACUGGCAACGAAACGGUUCUGUGAGAGGAGGUUGAGAAUCAGGCGGCGAUUGGGUUGAGGACAAAGCAGGGAACCGCUUGACAACAACACGACCAGCUAUGGGAAAUUAUUUGGGACCGUGUCGGUUGUCAGAGGCGGUGCGAAAUAUGUGAUAUUAAUUUUAGUAUGAAGUUUAAAUUAAUUUAUUAUAUUUUUUUUUGUGUACUGUGUAAAAAGCCCGCUUUUGGGCAUCGUAGGCAUUAUGUAGUAUAGGACGUUUACUGUGCAGGAUAUGCAAAGUCGAUUUCUUUUUAAAACUGCUAGUUAAAAAACUUAA